GGUUCUGGGCCCGGCACGGAGCCGGGGCCGCAGUGGCGGCGCUGGCGGCGGCGGCGGCAGCGGGCUGUGCAUCUCCCGGCGAGGAGGGGCCCCCGAGGCUUGCGGCCUCCUGGAGGCGGCGUGCGGCGGUUUUUUUCCGCCUUCCACGCGCCGCUCUGCCGAGCUCCCCACUCCUGCGCCGCUGGGUUGUCCCGGAGCGCAGAUUUUGCCGAACAUGUAGUAACUGGGGAUGUCGGCCCGAAGCAGCUUAUGGAGCUCAUUUUCAACCUGAGCAGAUAGGAGACUGAACCAAAAAUGAAGUUCAUUAUCUGCUCGGAGGCCUGCUCUGACGUUUUCCCAUCGGACCUAGCUUUGUCAUGCGGUAAUGCGGCACAAGGUUUUGGAUUAGCGUCCCAGUUUUCCAAAUGGGAGUUUGUCUUGACCCCCGUACUGAGCAGCAAACUCUCAGGGCUUUGGUGCCAGGCUGCCCGCUUCGAAUCCCGGCGCCGCCACUGUGUGACCUGUGCCAGGAUAUUUAGCCUGGUGCCCCCAUCUGUAGACUGAAGAUGAUAAUAAUAGUGUGUCACGGUAGGGUGGUUGUAAGGAUUCAGUGGAGCAAGCAGCCUGAAAAAUGUUAGCUGCCAUUAUUGUUCAAAGAUAGGAAGACUCUUAUUGACUGAAGUCAUCCCCACCUCCAUUUCUAGCUCAACACUUACUUGCUUUAGUGUUUAGUACAAAAAAGCAAAGGUGAUUCUUUUGCAUGUAAAUGUCUUAGGAAAUUGAUACCAAGGUAUUUUCAUUUUUAAUCUCUUUCAGGUUGUUUUACAUAGAUCCAUGACUUGGUAAACUUAGUGUCAUGGACUCUGCAGUUUUAAAAGUAGUAGUAUGUCAGGGAUUCCUACCCAUAGUUUACUAUCUAAUCUAAAAAGAGUAUAGUCUCAAAACCGUGCAAAAGAAGUUGAUGUGUCCAAAUGCAUGAAAGGCGUCUUUGGAAAGAAAAAGCAAAUUCUGUUUUAACUGUUAGUGACAAUUAUUGUAUAUUGUCAUUUUCAAACAUUCUGACAACUGAAAAGACUGAAAAUAUCCUAAAAAAAGCACUAGGUGGGGACAGUGCAGCGAGGUCCUUCCAGGGUACUACAGCAGCCUGUGCACCGGUGUCAUAUUAUCGGACUGUUAAAGGUGUGGAUUCAAGUGAAGAGAGCUUUUCUGAUUCAGAUGAUGAUAGCUCUCUUUGGAAACGCAAGCGGCAGAAAUGUUUUAACCCCCCUCCCAAACCAGAGCCCUUUCAGUUUGGCCAGAGCAGCCAGAAAUUGCCUCUUGCUGGAGGGAAGAAGGUUAACAACAUAUGGGGUGCUGUGCUGCAGGAGCAGAGUCAAGAUGCAGUGGCCACUGAACUUGGUAUCUUGGAAAUGGAAGGCACUAUUGACAAAAGCAGACAAUCCGAGACCUACAAUUAUUUGCUUGCUAAGAAACUUAAGAAAGAAUCUGAAGAACAUUCGAAAGAAUUAGACAAAGAGCUAGAUGAAUAUAUGCGUGAUGGCAAGAAAACCUCAAAGGAAGAGGAAAAUGGGCAAGGUCAUCUGAAACGGAAACGACCUGUCAAAGACAGACUAGGGGACAGAUUAGAAAUGAACUAUAAAGGCCGUUACGAGAUCACAGAGGAUGAUUCUCAGGAGAAAGUGGCUGAUGAAAUUUCUUUCAGGUUGCAGGAACCAAAGAAAGAUCUGAUAGCCCGAGUAGUGAGUAUAAUUGGGAACAAAAAGGCAAUUGAACUUCUGAUGGAAACUGCUGAAGUUGAACAAAAUGGUGGCCUUUUUAUAAUGAAUGGUAGUCGAAGAAGAACACCAGGUGGAGUUUUCCUGAAUCUCCUGAAAAAUACUCCUAGUAUCAGCGAGGAACAAAUUAAGGAUAUUUUCUACAUUGAAAAUCAAAAGGAAUAUGAAAAUAAAAAAGCUGCUAGGAAGAGGAGAACACAAGUGUUGGGGAAAAAGAUGAAACAAGCUAUUAAAAGUCUAAAUUUUCAAGAAGAUGACGAUACAUCACGAGAAACUUUUGCGAGUGACACGAACGAGGCCCUGGCCUCUCUUGAUGAGUCGCAGGAAGGACACGGAGAGACAAAGCUGGAUGCAGACGAAGCCAUUGAGGUCGAUCAUUCUCAUGAGUUGGACAUUUUUUAGUACAUUUUGAGGACUAAACCUUUAAAAUAACAUUGUAAUAAACCAUUUCUACUGAGAUUACUUCGUUUUACUUUGCACUGAUAAACAUGGACAUUUGGAAAGAACUUUUCUUGUUUUAAAUGAAACUGAAUAGGGAGAUGAAUGUGAUUGAUAUAAACGUUUAAAACUUUCUCAUGUCUGACGAAAUACUUAAAAGCAUAUAGCAGAAAAUUUAAUUUCUCAAUCUGUUGCAUGUGCUAAUUAUUACUAGUUGAUAAUCAGUUUUGUCCAGGUCAUAGCAUGCCAUUCAAAAGUUUGUUUUCUUUUUCUGAUUUAUCUUUGCAGUGAAUUCUGACUGGUUUCAAAACAUUCCAUUAAAAGAGCCUAAUAAGACACGUAAACUGUUAAGCUGUUACAAAAUGCAUUCAAAUUUAGUUUGUGUUCUAAGAACUCUUAGGCAACUUUAAGGAUAGCCAUUAAAAUUCAAAUAGGUUUAUACUGAUGGAUCUUUCUAUUUAUUUGCUUGUCUAGAAGUAAAUAACAGAAGCUUUUCAGAGGUAUUGAUUCAUAACUUGAACUUUGUUGUUGACCUCUUCUUAACUCAGUCAUACACUAAAUACUAAAUGUGAUCCUUACCUCUGUUAACAUGGACAUUUAAAUUUUUUUCAGUGGUGGCCUGCCUAAGACUAUUUUACCUUAUGUUAAGGAAGUUAGGUAUUAAUGUCAUAUCUGCAUGAUUUUUCAAAUUAUUCAUUUUUAUUGAAAGAAGCCUUUCUAAAGGCAGGUUACUUAAGAUAUUCCAAGAGUUGACUAUAGUUUACAAAAUAGAUUAAGCAAAAAUAUGUAGGAAGCAAUUACAAACUACUUACAGAUACUGUACUUGAACUCUUUCAGUAGUUCCUGAAAUGCAUGAUCAUUGAAUUGGGAUUUAAGGAUCUAAGAAGAAAAUAGUAUUGAUUGCUUUUUAUUAAAGAAUGCAAAAAUAAAAGCGAUUUGGCAGUCCUUAA
Molecule: messenger RNA, 3142 nt
Organism: Hipposideros armiger (great roundleaf bat)
Lineage: Eukaryota; Metazoa; Chordata; Mammalia; Chiroptera; Hipposideridae
Gene: PHAX
Product: phosphorylated adaptor for RNA export
Exons: 5
Coding region: 951-2156 (401 amino acids)
Biological process (GO): snRNA export from nucleus
Cellular component (GO): nucleus
Source: RefSeq, a predicted model, not a curated record